Molecule: messenger RNA, 930 nt
Organism: Galendromus occidentalis (western predatory mite)
Lineage: Eukaryota; Metazoa; Arthropoda; Arachnida; Mesostigmata; Phytoseiidae
Product: astacin-like metalloprotease toxin 5
Exons: 4
Coding region: 84-863 (259 amino acids)
Biological process (GO): proteolysis
Molecular function (GO): zinc ion binding; metalloendopeptidase activity
Source: RefSeq, a predicted model, not a curated record
UGUCUCCUUUGUGGGCGACACCGCUGUCGCCCCUCCUGAGACUCGAUGCGGACAUAGCAGCGACCGCGAAUAAAGACAGACCCAUGGAAAAUCCGCGCCUCUUCGAGGGUGAUAUCCUCAACGGCUCGGGAAACCUGAGCUACAAUGCGCUCGCCAACGACGGAGGUCUCUGGCCGAAUGGUCGAAUCCCUUACGUGAUCGACUAUUCCCUGCAGAGCCUAUCCUCAAUGAUCCAGAGCGCGAUGCAGCAAUAUCACCAGAAGACCUGCAUCAGGUUCGUUCCUUAUGAUGGUACUCAACGGAACUACGUGAAAAUAUUCAACGGCCAGGGCUGCUAUGCCAAUGUCGGCAUGGUGGGGGGUGAGCAGCCACUCUCUCUCGGUCAAGGAUGCCAUUACCCCGGAACCGUGGUUCAUGAGCUGGGACACGUCGUUGGAUUCUAUCACGAACAUACACGAAGCGACAGGGAUCAAUACAUCGACCUUUACUUGGAGAAUGUGGAUGCCCAGUAUUACCCUCAAUUCGAGAAACUCCAACCGUACGAUAAUCGCCUCUAUAACAAGUUUGACUACAACUCCGUGAUGCUGUACGGGUCGAAAUCAUUCUCGAACAACGGCCAAUACACGAUGAUGUCUAAGAGCGGAGGAAUCCUGAACGAAGUUCACGAUAAGGGUGGGCUGAGCCCAGCUGAUGUCGAACGGGUUCAGAAACUCUACAAGUGCAGUGGAUCUUCCGGGGCUAACGGCGGCGAUUUCGGAGGACAAAAUCAAAUUCCCACCACGCAGUACCCACCCGUUCCACCGAACUGGCCCUGGGGUGAGUGGGCUCAGAACGAGAGUCAGAAGGACAAGCAAUCCUCAUAGACACUGAAGGCGUGCAACCGUGCUGUCGAGGGCAUCCCACUCUGAAUUUAAAAGUUCUCGCAUGCAA